Messenger RNA from Otolemur garnettii (small-eared galago), 1923 nucleotides. It is a transcript of the gene SARS1, whose product is annotated as seryl-tRNA synthetase. The record is from RefSeq and is a predicted model, not a curated record. NCBI's taxonomy places the organism in Eukaryota, Metazoa, Chordata, Mammalia, Primates, Galagidae. The coding region runs from base 96 to 1640 and encodes 514 amino acids. Gene Ontology annotation, cellular component: cytosol. The transcript has 11 exons. Gene Ontology annotation, molecular function: tRNA binding; serine-tRNA ligase activity; ATP binding. Gene Ontology annotation, biological process: seryl-tRNA aminoacylation.
GGGCCAGUCAGCGCGCCUGCGCAGUGCGUCAGUGACAGGCUGGAAGCUGCUGUGCUGUCCUGGGUUGCCUGAGAUUUGGCCCAGCAGAAAAGAAGAUGGUGCUGGAUCUGGAUUUGUUUAGGGUGGAUAAAGGGGGCAACCCAGCCCUCAUCCGAGAGACGCAAGAGAAGCGUUUCAAGGACCCGGGACUGGUGGACCAGCUCGUAAAGGCAGACAGCGAGUGGCGACGAUGCAGAUUUCAAGCAGACAACUUAAACAAGCUGAAGAACCUAUGCAGUAAGACAAUUGGAGAGAAAAUGAAGAAAAAAGAGCCAGUGGGAGAUGACGAAUCCAUUCCAGAUAAUGUAUUAAAUUUUGAUGACCUCACUGCAGACACGUUAGCUAAACUGAAAGUCUCACAAAUCAAAAAAGUUCGACUCCUCAUCGAUGAAGCCAUUCUGAAGUGUGAUGCUGAGCGGAUAAAGCUGGAAGCAGAGCGAUUUGAGAAUCUCCGAGAGAUUGGGAACCUUCUACACCCCUCUGUGCCCAUCAGUAACGAUGAGGAUGCUGACAACAAAGUAGAGAGGAUUUGGGGCGACUGUACAGUCAGGAAGAAGUACUCUCACGUGGACCUGGUGGUGAUGGUAGAUGGCUUUGAAGGCGAAAAGGGAGCAGUGGUGGCUGGGAGUCGAGGGUACUUCCUGAAGGGGGUCCUGGUAUUCCUGGAACAGGCGCUCAUCCAGUAUGCCCUUCGCACUUUGGGAAGUCGGGGCUAUACUCCCAUUUAUACCCCCUUUUUCAUGAGGAAGGAGGUCAUGCAGGAGGUGGCACAGCUCAGCCAGUUUGAUGAAGAACUUUAUAAGGUAAUUGGCAAAGGCAGUGAAAAGUCCGACGACAACUCCUAUGAUGAGAAGUACCUGAUUGCCACCUCUGAGCAACCCAUUGCGGCGCUACACCGGGAUGAGUGGCUCCGGCCGGAGGACUUGCCCAUCAAGUAUGCUGGCCUGUCCACCUGUUUCCGCCAGGAAGUGGGCUCACAUGGCCGUGACACCCGGGGUAUUUUUCGAGUCCAUCAGUUUGAGAAGAUUGAACAGUUUGUGUACUCCUCACCCCAUGACAACAAGUCAUGGGAGAUGUUUGAAGAGAUGAUCACCACCGCAGAGGAGUUCUACCAGUCCCUGGGGAUCCCUUACCACAUUGUGAAUAUUGUCUCAGGUUCUUUGAAUCAUGCUGCCAGUAAGAAGCUUGACCUGGAGGCCUGGUUUCCGGGCUCGGGAGCCUUUCGUGAGUUAGUCUCCUGUUCUAAUUGCACGGAUUAUCAGGCUCGCCGGCUUCGAAUCCGAUACGGGCAGACCAAGAAGAUGAUGGACAAGGUGGAGUUUGUCCACAUGCUCAAUGCCACGAUGUGCGCCACUACUCGUACCAUCUGCGCCAUCCUGGAGAACUACCAAACAGAGAAGGGCAUCAUUGUGCCUGAGAAACUGAAGGAGUUCAUGCCGCCAGGACUCCAAGAACUGAUCCCUUUUGUGAAGCCUGCGCCCAUUGACCAGGAGCCAUCAAAGAAGCAGAAGAAGCAGCAUGAGGGCAGCAAAAAGAAAAUGGCAACAAAAGAUGUCGCCCUGGAAAACCGGCUGCAGAAUAUGGAGGUCACUGAUGCCUGAACAAACAUUCCCGCCUCCCAGUCUGCCAGGCUUUCAUUUCUGUCUGCUGGGAUCUCAGAGCCUGCCCAAGAGCAGGGAAGCCAAGUACCCACUCAUCGCCCUGUCCCCAUCUGACUGCACAGCUGAAAGGGCAACAGUCCACCAUGUACAACACACAUGUUCCUGUCUCUGGGCAUGGGCAUGGAAGCUAAUCACCGGUGACUGAUGAAACCAUGUAAUAAAGCAUCUCUGGGGAGGGCUUAGGACUCUUCCUCAGUCUUCUUCCCGGGGCUUGAGCCCUGUC